Synchytrium microbalum is the source of this 648-nucleotide messenger RNA. RefSeq lists its product as uncharacterized. Lineage: Eukaryota; Fungi; Chytridiomycota; Chytridiomycetes; Synchytriales; Synchytriaceae. Gene Ontology annotation, biological process: regulation of endocytosis. Gene Ontology annotation, molecular function: GTPase activity; GTP binding. Gene Ontology annotation, cellular component: endosome. The transcript is spliced from 7 exons. The record is from RefSeq and is a predicted model, not a curated record. Bases 1 to 648 code for a protein of 215 amino acids.
AUGACAGCUGUAUCAGAGGCCAACACCUAUGACUUUCUGUUCAAAUUUGUGAUUGUUGGACACUCUGGAUCUGGCAAGUCUGCACUGCUGCAACGAUUCGUUACGCAUCAAUUCAAGGCUGGGUCUUCUCAUACUGUUGGCAUUGAAUUUGGAUCAAAGGUGACCAAAGUUGGCAACAAGUCAAUCAAGUUGCAAAUCUGGGAUAGUGCAGGUCAAGAACGAUUUAGAGCCGUCACAAGGUCCUAUUGGCGAGGUGCAGCAGGAUGCCUCCUAGUAUACGACAUUACAAACCGUGAAUCCUUCGAAGCCUUAUCAAUAUGGUUGGAUGAUGCCAAGUCACUGGCAAGUCCUGAUGUUGCUAUAGUACUAGUUGGAGCCAAAGUCGACAUGGAAGAAUAUCGCGUAGUCUCGGUUAUGGAAGCCAACACGUUUGCUCAAGAACAUGGACUCAUGUUUGUAGAGACUAGCGCCCUUUCUGAUGAAAAUGUGGAGGAAGCGUUUAUGAAGGGUGCUAGAUCUAUACUACAUCGAAUUGAUACAGGAGAGAUUGAUCCAGACAGGUUGAAUUCAGGGAUACAGUAUGGCCAAAGUGCCAUCAGGACACUGCCAAAGGAAGUGAGCUCGAAUCGCUGCUGUGGGGUAUAUUGA